Messenger RNA from Pezoporus flaviventris, 5040 nucleotides. Its product is annotated as ovostatin-like. Gene Ontology annotation, cellular component: extracellular region. The transcript is spliced from 35 exons. Gene Ontology annotation, molecular function: endopeptidase inhibitor activity. The record is from RefSeq and is a predicted model, not a curated record. NCBI's taxonomy places the organism in Eukaryota, Metazoa, Chordata, Aves, Psittaciformes, Psittacidae. The coding region runs from base 40 to 4401 and encodes 1453 amino acids.
CACUUGAGAUCUCUCUCUCUUCUUUCUUCACGGACAAAGAUGUGGUCAAGGCUGCUUCUGAGCAUUCUGUCCUUGAACUGGAUUGCCACGGUGUCUUCUGAACUUCAGUAUGUACUACUGGUCCCAACAGUAGUGCGGAGCGACUCUCCGCAGACCGCUUGUGUGCAGUUCCACAACCUCAGUGAGCCUCUGUCUCUGAGCAUUGUCCUGGAAUAUGGCAGUAUGCGGAAUACUCUUUUUGAGAAAUCAGUGACAGAGAAUGAUUUCUUCCAGUGCUGCGAGUUCAAGGUUCCUCCUGCUGCUUCUGACCCCCUAGCAUUCAUUUCCUUCACUGCCAAAGGCACCACAGUCAAUUUAGCUGAGAGAAGAUCGGUGGCGAUUCAGAAUGUGGAUAAUACUGUCUUCAUCCAGACGGACAAACCUAUCUACAAACCAGGGCAAAAAGUGAUGUUUCGUGUGGUCAGUUUGGACACUCAGUUCAGACCUGUUCAGGAGACAUAUCCCCGGAUCACUGUUCAGGAUCCAGAACGAAACAAGAUCAUCCAGUGGUUGGAGGUCUCAUCUAAGCAUGGAAUUGUCCAGCUCUCCUUUCCACUAAUUCCAGAGCCUAUUCUGGGAUCCUAUCACAUCACUGUGGAGAAAAAGUCAGGUGAAAAAGAGGACCAGUUCUUCACGGUGGAAGAAUAUGUGCUGCCAAAAUUUGAAGUGACAACCAGUGUGCCAAAGAGGAUUUCUUUCUUUGAUGAAGAAAUUAGGUUCAAUGUUUGUGCUUCGUACACUUACAACCAACCAGUGCAAGGGAAUGCCCGAAUCAAUGUGUGUCAGCAGCACUUUUAUAGUCCACGAUGUGAGCAAAACCAGAAAGAAACCUGUGAAGCAGUCACUGGACUGCUGGGGAAGGACGGCUGCCUCAACACUGUAAUCUCCAUCAAAACAUUCCAGCUCUACCGCAGCUAUGCCAGGAUGUAUACCAGCCUCAAUGUAGAAAGCAUUGUCACUGAAAAUGGGACAGGUAUCCAGAUGAAAAGCAAUGAUUAUGUUGCAGUCAACCAAGAAAACGACAGAGUGAUGUUUAAGAAUAUGGAUUUCUAUUACAAGAGGGGAAUUCCUUACUAUGGUGAGAUCACUGUGACAGAUGUGGAUGGCAAACCUAUUGCUGGUAGGACUGUGCUGCUGGAGCUCAAUGAAGAAUAUCUAGCCAACUAUACCACCAACAAGAACGGCACUGCUGCUUUUUCCAUCGACACAUCCAACUUCUUUGAUCCCAGUUUAAAGCUGAGAGUCAGGCAGGCACUAGAUGACUGUGCAGGCUUCUUCAACUGGAGGAACGAUAACGAGCCCCAGGCCUUAUUCUUUGUCCGGCGUUUCUACUCGCGGACAAACAGCUUUGUGAAAAUUGAGCCAGUGAAGGAGAAGCUCAGCUGUGGCCAACAGCAAAUGAUCAAUGUUCAAUAUGUCCUGAACAAAGAGAGCUACAGGAAUGCUGGGCACACAAACUUCUACUAUGUGGUGAUGACAAAAGGAAAAAUUGUUCUCAGUGGCCAGAAGCAAGUGAACAUCACUGGUGCUCCCAGAGGUACAUUCUCCAUCACACUGACUGUCACCGAGAAGCUUGCCCCCAGUGCCAGACUGUUGCUCUACACAGUGCAUCCUCAUGGGGAGAUAGUGGCUGACAGCACUUGGAUACAGAGUGAUGUAUGCUUCAAAAACAAGCUCCAGCUCGAGUUCUCUGAGAAGCAGGGUCUCCCCGGCUCUAAAGUCGGUCUCCACCUUAAAGCUGCUGCCAACUCCUACUGUGCCCUGCGAGCUGUAGACCAGAGCGUCCUUCUUCUUCAGCCUGCGCGAGAGUUAUCUGCCGAGAGAGUGUACUACCAGCUUCGUAUGAGUGAUUUACAUGGCUAUUACUACAAUGGGCUCAACCUGGAAGAUGACAAGCCAAAGGCGUGUACCCCAAUCAAACCCACCUUUUUUGAUGGCUUGUACUAUGAACCUGUGAAUGUCAGUCGUGAUGGUGAUGCCUACAGGAUUUUCAGGGAUAUGGGCCUGAAGGUUUUCACCAACUCUGUGCUACGGAAGCCAGUUCUGUGCAAUGAAGACAAAUCAGAUAUGGAAGAUUAUCCUGUCUAUUUUGACCAUGCCGGUGGUUAUGGUUCAGACAAUAUUCUAGAUGAGUCAAGGAUUCUUUCUGGAGUUAGCACUGUUCGAAAAUUCUUCCCUGAGACCUGGAUUUGGGAUCUGCUUCAUACCAAUUCCAGAGGAGAGGCAAAUGUCUUUUACACCAUUCCUGACACCAUCACAGAGUGGAAAGCCAGCGCAUUCUGCAUGCAGGAUGAUGCUGGUUUCGGCAUCUCUUCACCUGUUUCAUUGACAGCGUUCCAACCAUUUUUUGUGGGUCUCACCUUGCCAUACUCUGUCGUUCGAGGGGAAAAAUUUAAUUUAAUAGCCAAUGUCUUCAAUUACCUCAACAAAUGCAUCCAGAUCAGUGCCGUACUAGCAAAGUCGAGUGACUACAAGGCAGAAAUCCUUUCACCAGAGGGCAACACAGCAAAGGUGUGUGCCAAUGAAAGAAAAACCUAUAUUUGGGCAGUUAGCCCCCAAAAACUCGGUGAAGUGAAAUUCACGAUUACUGCUGAGGCCAAACUGAACACUGGAAGUACGGGAAACAGCACUUCUCCAGAAGAGGAGACAAUUCGCAGGGACACCCUGAUUCAAACUCUGCUUGUUGAGCCUGAAGGCAUUAAAAAGGAAUUGACUCAGAGCUCCCUCGUCUGUACGAAAGGCACUACAAUCUCUGAACCUGUGUUGCUCAGCCUGCCAAGAAACCUAGUGCAGGGAUCAGCCAGAGCUUACUUUUCCGUCAUUGGAGACAUUUUGGGUACAGCCUUGAGGAACAUGGAAAACCUUCUCCAUAUGCCUUAUGGUUGUGGAGAACAGAACAUGGCUUUGUUCACACCCAACAUCUAUGCCCUGGAUUAUCUGAAUAAGACUGGGCAGCUGACUGAAGAGAUCAGAAUCAAGGGUACUGGAUAUUUAUCUACAGGGUACCAAAAACAGCUAUCAUACAAACACCGGGAUGGAUCCUACAGCUCUUUUGGGAAACGAGAUAUGGAAGGGAGUGUAUGGCUCACUGCCUUUGUGUAUAAGUCAUUUGAACAAGCCAAACGCUACAUCUACAUUGAUGACAAAGUCCAGUCUCAAGCUUUGAUCUGGCUGGCAAGCAAGCAGAAGUCAGAUGGCUGCUUUGAAAACACUGGAUCACAUUUUAACAAUGCUCUGAAGGGUGGAGAAGAGGGUGAAUACUCACUCUCAGCCUACGUUGUAGCAGCUUUGCUGGAGGCUGGACACUCUGCUGCGCAUCCUGUUGUCCAGAAUGGCAUGAACUGUUUGGAGACUGCAUUUAGCAAUGGAGUCCACAACCUGUAUAACCAGGCCCUCUUUGCCUAUGCUUAUGGCUUAGCUGAUGAAGAGAAAAGAUACCAAUUCUUCCUUGAGAAGCUGGACAAGACAGCUACUAGAGAUGGUGCUUCAGUUCACUGGCAGAGAGAAAAGAAGCCACCAGCAGAACAUUUACCUGUCUUCUAUUCCCGUGCCCCUUCUGCUGAGGUUGAAAUGACCAGCUAUGUGCUCCUGGCUUUGCUUAACAAAGCAAAACUCACUCCAGAAGAUUUAUCUUACACUUCUCACAUUGUGCACUGGCUUGUCAAACAGCAGAACCCAUAUGGUGGUUUCUCUUCCAGCCAGGACACUGUUGUCGCUCUCCAAGCUUUAGCCCAGUAUGGAUACCUCACCUUCUCUAAAAACAGUCUUAACACAGUCAAAGUCAACUUCAUGGAAUCCCCCAGUAAGACUUUCCAGGUGAAUGACAAUAACCGCUUCUUACUGCAGCAGGCUUCCUUACCUGCUAUUCCUGGGAAUUACAGUGUGGAAGUGAAUGGCACUGGCUGUGUCUAUCUGCAGACCACACUGAGAUACAACAUCCAUUUGCCAAAAAAAGUUGCAGGAUUUUCUCUCUCCAUACGGCCAGCCAAUGUAUCUUGCACAAGCAACUUCCCACCAAAGUUUGACCUUGUCAUCUCUGCCAGUUACACAGGAAACCGCAAAGUCUCCAACAUGGCUAUUAUUGAUGUGAAGAUGCUCUCAGGUUUUGUUCCUGUAAGGUCUUCCCUGGAAAAGCUUCAGUACCGGAAUUCUGUUGUGGAUCGUGUAGAUAUCAAGAACAACCACAUCUUUUUCUACCUUCAGAAGGUUUCCCAGAAGGAAAUAAACUUCUCCUUCAGUGUGGAGCAAAGCCUGCCUGUCUCAGAUAUCAAACCAGUGCCAGUACAUAUGUAUGAUUACUACGAAACAGAUGAAUACGCCCUUGCAGAAUACAAAUCACCCUGCUCCCCACCUUCCAGCUGAAAUUAGAUAUGUGCCAGAAGAGAUAAUCAGAAGGUAUCAGACCAGCAUUUGUAGAGGAAGGAGAGGAUAAGAGACUUGGUUAUUUCUGGGAGAGCAAUGAAAAUCAUAUAGAAGAAUGAAAAAUAAGCAAAUCCCAAACUGCAGUAGAUCAGAAUGACCCAUUCUGGCCCAUAUUUCAAAAGAGCUUGGGGUCAGUGUGGAUCAGAAACUCCAGAUAAAGUGCUUUUCCUAACAAGGGAGGUACUGUGCAAUUGUUAACCCUGACCAUUCAUCUUUUUGAAAACCCAUGACAUACGUUCUGGUGAGAGCUUUGUGUAAAGGUAAACUCCUGAAAUGUGUACUCAUGGCCACAGAUUCCUCUUAAGAAAUCCAAGAUUAGGAGAAUAAUCUGCUACUGGUGAAUGUUCUAUAGAUUUUACUUGUUUUGGUCUUUCUGUUUAUCCUGAAGGAAGAUUCUGCAGAAAUUACUUUGAACCUCACCUUUGUCAGUAACUGGACUGAGUGGUUUACAGAGGUCAGAAUUCUAGUCACAGGGAGACAACUUUUGUGCGGUUUUUACCUCUAUUUAGAAAGGUUUUUUUCAGAUUAACAGCUCAUAUUUUACUGCUCUUUAUAAUAAAACCUUCUGAUUGUCCAUGC